AUGUUCGUGUCACCGUCGCUCCAGUCGAAAACGUCGGGCGACGAGGGACUCUACGCCGCCAUCGAGGCCGCGCGCCUGGCUCGUGCACUGCGCGGUGCGACCGUCCGCCUGCACGUGCGAGGCAUUCCGCCCAUCAACCCCAACAGCAUUCCACUUGCCGCCCCGCCGAAGAAGUGGGAGGCGCCUUCGUUGAGUGAGCGCGCAGAACGCGAGCUGCUUGCGGCCAUCAGCAGUGGUGACGCGGCAGUGUCACGGUACGCGCAGCAGGUACCCGUCGCCAUUCCAGACGAGGCGGAGCUGGAGGUGCUGCGCCCAGUUUUGCCAUUCAUUCAUCGCGUGAAGCCACAUCCCGUGAUGAGCUAUGACGACGUGAGUCGACUCGGGCGUCUGAUGACUCUGUACAAUGCGGAUAUCACGUGCCUCGAUCUCGGCGAUGGCGCUGUUAUGCCACAGUUACGCACUGAGGCAUCACCCGCGACGGUGAUGGCGCGGCUGGAGGAGCUGAAGUUGCGCUUCCCUCUUCCCACACCAAAGCCGAAGAAGAAAACCAGCGACGACAGUGACGGAGAAGAGGAUGAGGAGGUGGAGGAUGAAGUCGAUCUCUCCACCAAUGAGGAGCUCAAGGCGUGGUGCCAGAGUCAGCAGGUGGAGUACACCGACUAUAAUGAUGCGAUCCGUCUCCGCGCCGCAUAUGAGUUGGACGCGUUCCGCAACAUAUGUCAGCUGCUUAUGCAGGACAAGAAAGUUCGUGUGUUGCUGCUCGACCAUAACCAGCUGGGGGCACCCAAUGAGGAGGAGCACGUAUCGCUCAUCCCGCUCCGCCUUCUUGCGAAGGCUAUUGACGUGAACGAAACGAUCAAAAUACUAGACCUCAGCAGCAAUGCAUUAGGGGCCCACGGAUUUGGGGUUGUUGGCAAAGCUCUCACAAAGAACAUCGCCAUCGUUGCAUUGGACCUCUCAGAUAAUCAACUGAACAUGCCAACACCAGAGCUCGAUGAGGACCCUGACUACCAGGGAGAGGACCCUGUCUUUGGCGAGGCGUACAGUGGACUGGAGGCGAUCAGCGAGGUUCUUAAGAAGAAUAAGUUUCUGCGGUACCUACGCCUUGGUUACAACCAGAUCCACAGUGGCGCAGAGGGGGAAGAGCCGCCUGUGAUUAAUCCAGCCACUAUGGACCCCGAGCGCGACUCCGCGACUCCGGAUGUGGAAAGCUGGCAGGAUCUGCCGCUCUGGCGACUCGUCAGCCCGCUACGCGAGUAUCACCGGCUACGAGGACUCGACCUCACCGGCAACGCGCUUGGACCAGAAGGUGCCCGCAUGGUUGCCACAGCCCUUGCUGACAAUCAUUCGGUUGAGGUGCUGGACCUCACGGGGAAUGACAUCGGAUUCCGUGGAUUGCACUACAUAGCAAAGCUCGUAUUGGGGUCGCCGCACAGCGUCCUCCAUACACUUAUCCUGCGGCGUAACGAACUUGCGGGGAAGAAGACGAGUAAAUCGCAACAAAAGAUGGCUUUGGCCGCUAUGGGGGCAAUGUCAGUGGCGUUAGAGGGAAACACCAGGCUGCGCCGCUUGUCACUCGCUGGAAACUAUCUUGGUCCCACACUGUGUUCUGCUAUGCUGUGCACUAUCGGUACCGCCUCGGCACUUGAGGAAUUGGACCUUGAAAGUAACGACGCCUGUGGGAGUGUAGCGGAACCACACGAUCCUACGGCGUUGCACUUCAUUGCUGCAGCGCUGUACGGCACUGCGCUUCGUGGACGCCGUCCAUCAUUGCAGGUUUUGCGACUCAGUGGAAACAACAUUCAGGAGGCCGGAAUGCGUGUCUUGUUUCCUUCUCCAGCCACAAUGCCAACAUCCCUUCGAGAGGUCGAUCUUAGCCGUAAUAAUAUCUGCAACGGCCUUGAGGCAGUGAAUCAUCUCUUGGUUAGUUCACCGGUACUGCAUCGGCUUGUGCUGGCGUAUAACGGCAUCACAGCAGCCCCUGUGUUACUCCGCGGUAUUGCUGCCAAUGAGAACUUGUUUGAACUGGAUCUCUCCUACAACAGACUUGGCUCCCUGAAGAAACAGUAUUGUAGUGAUCCACAGGCCCAAGUGACUGGUGUGGCGGAUUUGAUUCAGGUGAUCGCUAAGCACCCAUCGCUUCAAAACAUCAAUCUCAGCCACAAUGAAUUCGAAGCAGUGCACGGCCCCCUCCUUGUGGAACUGUGCAAUGGUAACAAUCCUCACAGGCCCUUGCGUCGUCUCGACUUGAGUGGAAACCCGGAAAUAAAUCAACAGGACAUUGAAAAGAUGGUGCAGGCGCUCGGAACAAAACCGGGUAUCGAGGCCUUUUAUAUCUCUACCCCGUAUCCGGCAGUCGCCGAAAAAUGCAUGAACCUGCGUCCGAUUGUGCGGAAUGCCGCGGUAGAAUCAGUGGAACGACGCGAACACCAGACUACACUCUUGAAACUGCUGCAGGAGACUGUCUUUCGGAGCCCUUCCUUGCUUGACAUCAACUGCGAUCUGCAGAAGUGCUUUCUGCUAGAUGAGGGAAUGUGCACGGUUGAGGGCGAGUCGAUUGGCGAGAUACGGCAACGUUUGUUGUUAAACGCCCUUCUGGCGCCGAGCCGAGAGUAG
Messenger RNA from Trypanosoma grayi, 2616 nucleotides. RefSeq lists its product as hypothetical. The record is from RefSeq and is a predicted model, not a curated record. Bases 1 to 2616 code for a protein of 871 amino acids. Gene Ontology annotation, molecular function: protein binding. The transcript has a single exon. Lineage: Eukaryota; Euglenozoa; Kinetoplastea; Trypanosomatida; Trypanosomatidae.